Egretta garzetta (little egret) is the source of this 473-nucleotide messenger RNA. RefSeq names its product pleckstrin homology and RhoGEF domain containing G5 (gene PLEKHG5). Gene Ontology annotation, biological process: endothelial cell migration; Rho protein signal transduction. The transcript has 3 exons. The coding region runs from base 69 to 473 and encodes 134 amino acids. Gene Ontology annotation, cellular component: axon; endocytic vesicle; plasma membrane. The record is from RefSeq and is a predicted model, not a curated record. Lineage: Eukaryota; Metazoa; Chordata; Aves; Pelecaniformes; Ardeidae. Gene Ontology annotation, molecular function: guanyl-nucleotide exchange factor activity.
AUGCCGAGCGGCUCUUUGGCAACAUUGGGGAGAUAAUCCGGCUGCACCGUGAGCUGUGGCGCGGUGUCAUGGCCCCGGUGCUGGCCAAGGCGCGCCGGACUGGGGCCCUGCUCAACCCCAUCGACUUCCUUGACGGCUUCAAGAUGUUUGGCUCCCUCUUCAAACCCUACGUGCGGUACUGCAUGGAGGAGGAGGGCUGCAUGGAGUACAUGCGGGCACUGCUGCGGGACAGCGAGCUCUUCCGUGCCUACGUGACGUGGGCCGAGAAGCACGAGCAGUGCAGCCGCCUGAAGCUGAGCGACAUGCUGGUGAAGCCCCACCAGCGCCUCACCAAGUACCCGCUGCUCCUUAAGUCCGUGCUGAAAAAGACUGACGACCAUGUCAUGCCACCUAAUGCCACACCCUGCCACGCUACCCCAUGCCACCCCAUGCCAUGCCUGGCACUGAUGCCGGGGGCUCCCGGCAGCUGCUGA